AUGCCCAGUAAAAAUAAAGGCACCACUUUCAUCCAGGACGAAUACGAGGCAGAACAGGACGCAAGCAGGGAGGAGCACGUGGCAGGCGGACAGGAGGGCAGGCCUGAGAUCGUCCCAGUCCUCCAGAAUGUGGUUGCGACUGUGAAUUUGAACUGCAAGCUCGAUCUGAAGAGCAUUGCUCUCCAUGCCAGAAAUGCGGAAUACAACCCAAAGAGGUUUGCGGCCGUGAUAAUGCGAAUACGCGAGCCAAAGACGACUGCGCUGAUCUUCGCGUCUGGGAAGAUGGUGGUGACUGGCGCAAAGAGCGAGAAGGCGUCGCAGGUGGCGUCGCAGCGCUACGCCAAGAUCAUCCAGAAGCUCGGCUUCUCCGUCUUCUUCGACUCGUUCAAGAUCCAGAACAUCGUCUCGAGCUGCGACCUGAAGUUUGCGAUCAAGCUCGAGGGCCUCGCCUACGCCCACUCGAACUACUGCUCCUACGAGCCAGAGCUGUUUCCUGGGCUGAUCUACCGAAUGGUGAAGCCUAAGAUUGUUCUACUGAUAUUCGUUAGUGGGAAGAUUGUGCUGACUGGGGCCAAGCAGCGUGAGGACAUCUUCGAGGCAUUCGAGAACAUCUACCCCGUUCUAAGCCAGUACAGAAAGCUGUGA
Enterospora canceri is the source of this 645-nucleotide messenger RNA. The record is from the annotation of a GenBank genome assembly. NCBI's taxonomy places the organism in Eukaryota, Fungi, Microsporidia, Enterocytozoonidae.